CUCUCCCCGUCCUUAUUUAUUUUGUCCGCUGAGGUCCUAUCUUUGUCUUUGGCACGAUUGUAUUCGGAUCCGAUGAUUCCCAGAUUUACGCAGCCUAGGGAUGCACCUCAUAUUCACCACCUUGCAUAUGCUGAUGAUGUUGUCAUUUUUACCUCAGCACGGGGUGAUACUUUGGAGCGGGUGCGGGAUGUCUUGCAUGGCUAUGAGCAGAUGUCGGGGCAGGCCAUUAGCUUUCCAAAGAGUGCUUUUUAUAUGCAUCCUAGAGCCCAGGCGCAGGUCCUUGAUCGAGUUCGUGAUAUUCUUGGUUGUGCUCAGGAUGUUCUUCCCUUUACAUAUUUGGGUUGCCCCAUCUAUCAUGGUAGGAAGCGCAUACAUUACUUCGAGCCGCUUUUGAAGAAGAUGCGAGAUAAGUGUUCUGCAUGGAUGGGGCGUUAUCUUUCUCCAGGGGGGAAGGCCAUUAUGAUUAAGAGUGUCCUUCAGGCCAUUCCUACGCAUCUCUUUGCAGCGCAUUUUCCGCCCAAGUUGGUGAUUCGGGAGAUGGAGGCGAUCAUGACACGUUUUUUCUGGUCCGGUAUGGGUGGAGAGCGUCGCUAUCAUUGGGGUUCGUGGAAGACCCUAGCUUUGCCGUGGGGGGAGGGUGGUGUUGGGUUUUUGGAUCUCACCACUUUAGCCAAGGCUUGUUCGGCUAAGCUAUGGUGGAAUUUUAGGACUCAGAAUACCAUGUGGACUGCGGUCAAAAGGCGCACGUACGCGUCCGCGGUAAAGGAUGCCCGUCGGUGCUCGCGGAUUGAGGAUUUGAGCACUCGUGGCGCACACGGAAAGUGCGUAUGCGUGGUACCGUCAUCAAAUCAGUGCCCUCGUCGGGAGGCUGGGUGGGGCCCGGCGAGGUUUCUUUCGCCUGCGUCAGUGCUUGCGCGUGAGAUCUAUGGGUUUCGGCUGGGCUUGGGCUACUAUGGCCUAGCUUUGGGCCGUGGCUGCUGGGCUGGACUGCUUGGCGGACUGGUUGCUUUGGGCUUGGAUAGUGGCAGGCUUCAUUGCGUUAGGCCGCCGGACACCCACCAAUCUCUUCCUGACGUCGAGACGAUUCCAAAGCACCCAUGGAUCGUCGCUGUUGCUGCCGGAAACUGCCAGGUCGAUCCCCACGCCGCCGCCCAGGUUUCGCACUUCGUUCCGGCCACCACGUGCAGCGGCAAGCCCCCAAACCAGUCCACGAAGGUUCCUGACGUCCUUGCGAGUUCAACGCCACCGGAAUCGCAGCAAUUGGACGUCGGAAACGCCAGAUCGCCGGCAUUACCCGCUCCGCCGUUCACCAUCGGGUCUUUCCAUUUUCCGGCCACCUCCGGCGAGCCCAAGGUUGCGCAACCCCUCAGCAACAUCCCUGGCACAGCUACGAACGUCCCUGGUCCAUCAAUUUCAGCAAUUGAAGCCGGAUUGAACAAACCCCAAGAAUCGGAGGUUAGGGUUUUUCCAAACACAAACUCUUCAAUUCGACGUGUUCAAGGACAAAUUGGGCAAAAAGGAUUUCAUAUUCGUGAUCCUCAUGAAAAACCAGUUCGAAUGACGUUGGCUCCGUCCGUUUUGGCUCCGGCGGAUUUUCCGGCGACGGUCGCCGGAGCUCCGGCGACGGCGGCGGCGGCCCAGACUACCGGAAAAAUUCCAGAAAAUUCAACUCAGCCUCCUUUUUCCAGGAAACCAGUUCCAAGCCUUUCCCAAGUGAUUUCAGCAUCCAAGCGCAAUUCCCUUCCAACUUUUGUGACGGAGCCGUUUCCCGAACGCGAGGUUACUGUUCAUCGAGGCAUGCCCGCAGUGAGGUUCAAUGAAGCUGAGGUCAGUGACUUAGCUCUCAUUGACAAGUAUAUUUUGGUUGGCAAAUUUUCUCACAGGCAACCUAAGUUGGAGGUAAAAUCCGGCAAAGGUUCUCGACCUCCUACUUCGGAGGAGUUGAAAUUGAUAGAGACAUCUGACGAGCCUGAUGAGCCUGCUGAAGAUCUCGAGUUUGAUGCCUCCGCCCUCCCCUUUGCUUCUACUGAUAUUGAUUUAGGGAGGAAGAGGGAGAAAACCCCAUUUACACCUGCGGCCCGUACUCCCCUGAUCUGCACUUUGAACCGCUCGGCCAACACCACCCCUUCGAAUAGGGACUUUUAUGCCCGUCCUUCUUACUGUCAGGAUCCCGGUCCUUCGUACGAGGAUCCGCAUGACAUCCGCUAUCACUGUGAUGGUCGUAGGUACGGUGAGGAUUCCUAUCCCCCUUCAGAUGAGGAUGAGGAUGACUUGAUCUGGGAGGAGGAGCAGGAAGAUAUUCGUUAUGAUUUUGGGCCCAAGUCCAAUGUUGGGUACUAUGGGCCCAACCUUGAGCCUUUUCAGCGGGACCUAGAGGCGGCUGGGUUGUCCCCGCCGCGGAAUUUCAGGAAGACGCGCUCGAGAUAUCGUGAUUUUGAGGAGCGGUUCUUGGGCUGAUUUACUUUCCUGCGAGGCUGGACUGGGUAGUCGGCACUGCUUUCGCGUUAGAUCUUUUCUGCUGCCUAGUCCUUUGGCUUUGACAGUUGGCUCUACUUAGUCGUU
This is a messenger RNA of Cuscuta campestris, 2562 nucleotides long. NCBI's taxonomy places the organism in Eukaryota, Viridiplantae, Streptophyta, Magnoliopsida, Solanales, Convolvulaceae. The record is from the annotation of a GenBank genome assembly.